Molecule: messenger RNA, 2568 nt
Organism: Penicillium subrubescens
Lineage: Eukaryota; Fungi; Ascomycota; Eurotiomycetes; Eurotiales; Aspergillaceae
Product: Hsp70 family protein
Exons: 5
Coding region: 136-2133 (665 amino acids)
Biological process (GO): protein refolding; cellular response to unfolded protein
Cellular component (GO): cytoplasm; mitochondrion
Molecular function (GO): ATP binding; misfolded protein binding; heat shock protein binding
Source: RefSeq, a predicted model, not a curated record
CCGUUCUCUCUCCUUCUUUUCUCCAUUCCCCAUCCUCCCUCUCUCCCCCCUUUAAACACUCUAUCCACUCAGCGAUUGAUUCGUGGGAGUGUUUUCACUUUUUCUCUGUUUCUGUAUUAUUUAAUUCACAUCACAAUGCUGUCUUCCCGCAUUUCUCGCGCGCUUCCUCGCGCUGCUUUCGCUCGCACCCCUGCCUCCAGACUCCCUGCCGUUCGGCGAUGGAACUCCACGGAAGCUGAGGGCGGCAAGGUGAAGGGCCAGGUCAUCGGUAUCGAUCUGGGUACCACCAACUCCGCCGUUGCCAUCAUGGAGGGCAAGUCUCCUAAGAUUAUUGAGAACGUUGAGGGUGCUCGCACAACCCCCUCCGUUGUCGGUUUCGCCCAGGACGGCGAGCGUCUCGUCGGUAUUGCCGCUAAGCGUCAGGCCGUCGUCAACCCCGAGAACACUCUCUUCGCUACCAAGCGUCUGAUUGGUCGCAAGUUCACCGAUGCUGAGGUCCAGCGUGACAUCAAGGAGGUCCCCUACAAGAUUGUCCAGCACACCAACGGUGACGCCUGGGUUGAGGCCCGCGGCCAGAAGUACUCUCCUUCCCAGAUUGGUGGUUUCGUCCUCAACAAGAUGAAGGAGACCGCCGAGGCCUAUCUCGGCAAGCCCAUCAAGAACGCCGUCGUUACUGUCCCCGCUUACUUCAACGACUCUCAGCGUCAGGCCACCAAGGAUGCUGGUCAGAUUGCCGGUCUGAACGUUCUCCGUGUUGUCAACGAGCCCACUGCUGCUGCUCUUGCCUACGGUCUUGAGAAGGAGGCUGACCGUGUUGUCGCUGUCUACGAUCUGGGUGGUGGUACUUUCGAUAUCUCCGUUCUGGAGAUCCAGAAGGGUGUCUUCGAGGUCAAGUCCACCAACGGUGAUACCCACCUGGGUGGUGAGGACUUCGAUAUUACCCUCGUCCGCAACAUUGUUGAGCAGUUCAAGAAGGAGUCUGGUGUUGACUUGUCCGGUGACCGCAUGGCCAUCCAGCGUAUCCGUGAGGCCGCCGAGAAGGCCAAGAUUGAGCUGUCUUCUUCGCUGCAGACCGAGAUCUCUCUGCCGUUCAUCUCCGCGGGCAGUUCCGGGGCCCUGCAUAUUAACCAGAAAAUGACCCGUGCUCAGCUUGAGGCUUUGGUUGGUCCAUUGAUCGAUAGGACCACCGAACCUGUGCGCAAGGCUCUCAAGGAUGCCAACUUGAAGUCCAGCGACAUCCAGGAUAUCAUCCUGGUUGGUGGUAUGACCCGUAUGCCCAAGGUCACUGAGUCCGUCAAGUCCAUGUUCGGCCGUGAGCCCUCCAAGUCGGUUAACCCCGAUGAGGCUGUUGCCAUUGGUGCCGCUGUUCAGGGUGCCGUCCUGGCUGGUGAGGUUACCGACGUUCUCCUGCUCGAUGUGACUCCUCUGUCCCUCGGUAUCGAGACCCUUGGCGGUGUGUUCACCCGUCUGAUCAACCGUAACACCACGAUCCCCACCAAGAAGUCCCAGACCUUCUCCACCGCUGCCGACAUGCAGACUGCUGUCGAGAUCAAGGUCUACCAGGGUGAGCGUGAGCUCGUCAAGGACAACAAGAUGCUGGGUAACUUCCAGCUGGUCGGCAUUCCUCCUGCCCACCGUGGUGUCCCCCAGAUCGAGGUUACCUUCGACAUUGACGCUGACUCCAUUGUCCACGUUCACGCCAAGGACAAGUCCACCAACAAGGACCAGUCCAUUACCAUUGCUUCCGGCUCCGGUCUCUCCGAUGCUGAGAUCCAGAACAUGGUUGACGAGGCUGAGAAGUACGGUGAGGCCGACAAGGAGCGCAAGGCUGCUAUUGAGGCUGCCAACCGCGCCGACAGCGUCCUGAACGAUACCGAGAAGGCCCUCAAGGACUUCGAGGACCGUCUCGACAAGGCUGAGGCCGAGACCAUUCGCGAGAAGAUUGCCACCCUCCGUGAGUUCGUCGCCAAGAACCAGUCUGGUGAGGGCACCGCUACCGCUGAGGAGCUCAAGGCCAAGGUCGACGAGCUCCAGACUGCCUCCCUGACCUUGUUCGACAAGAUGCACAAGGCUCAGAACGAGCAGCAGCAGCAGCAGCAGGGCGGUGAGCAGCAGGGUGAGAACAAGCAGUAAACUGCUUGCCUCUCUCAUGUUAACCCUACUGUUUCAUCCUCGGUCACCUCGUGUGGCUAGUGUAUUUUUCUAUUUUCCUUUUUCUCCAUUUCUUUUUUUUUUGUGUUAAAAGACACCCUGAUUUUGUCCUCGCAUCUCCCUUUUUUUCGCAUCAUUUGUACACAUAUCUCAAAGGCUCUUUUUAUCCCCCUUCUUGUUCUGGUGUAUCGGUGUUUGACUACCAACUUGUAUGAUCUAUUUUCCCUUUUACCUUUUACCUUCUUCUGUUGCCCAUAUACCCUCUGGAUUCGACCAGAGAGUAUACCGGGAUUGUCUACCAUUGUAUCUAAUGACAUUGACGGCAAGGGGGCCACCAAAAAGGAUGCGGGCUUUGGCUUUUUCAGGUGCAUGUGACAAUAGAAAUCAGACAUUCUCCUCUCGCUUUUUCAUUUUUGA